CCGGUGGCCCUUCUCUCCACGGUCGACAUGCAGCCCGCGUUUUAUGUUGAUUUUCUCGCCGAGCCCACCCAGCAGGUGCUGAACGUGCUCCGCGCCAAUGGCGGCGGGAGCAUGACGGCUGGCCAGGUCAGGCGUAGCGCGGGCUACACGGAUAAGCAGCCGAGGGCCAUGGAGUUGAUGUUCCGCCAGAUGCGCCUGCUCUUCCCGGCCGGGACGGUGCGCGGCUCGCAGUCUCUGUUCGCGGGCCCGUCCACCUUGCUCGUGGAGAUCGGCCAUGCCUGCGCUGCAUUUUGCGCCUGGCCACUAUGCUCAGGGAUCCUGUUCCUCUCUUCGGAGCGCCUAUUGGUCGUCCGCGACGCGUCCGAAGGCACUUCGACCAGCGCCAUGGAUCAGGCCAUCAAAGACGACCCCGAGGGG
Molecule: messenger RNA, 417 nt
Organism: Prorocentrum cordatum
Lineage: Eukaryota; Dinophyceae; Prorocentrales; Prorocentraceae
Source: the annotation of a GenBank genome assembly